CAUUCGCUAUAAAAUUGCUCAAUUAAUCAAUCAGUCAUCAAAAUGGCGUUGAUCAUGCCGUUCGUGUCCGUUGCUAUAUCUAUACUGUACACGCCGUUAUUACUUUUAAUAUUGUGCAUAAUAUUCCUUGCUUCAAUUGGAAAAUCUUUGGGCGUCCGGAGACUAUACGUGAACAUACUGCUGAAACUUUUCGAGAUUUAUGAGCGCAGUCUCCUUAAUUGUUAUGGCAGACAACACAUUGAAGUCGCGAAGAUCAAGAUCCAGCGUUCAGACAGUUCUGAUGAGGAGGAACUGCCUCCAAUACCUGACGACACUCCACCUUCAGCUAUUGUCAAGGAGAAUGGGGCUAAUGGUACAAAGAUGACAGUGAUAGAACGGCACGAGAUCCUCGGGCCGUCUCCGGAGCUCAACUACAAGAGGAGCACCAGCCAGGAGCGAGUGCAGAACGGGCAUAAGACUCCACAGGGGAAUGGUGAAAAUAAUAUGGAGUUCCACCUAUCCAAUUGCCUGGACCUUGUGAAGGCAGGCAUGGAGUCUAUCAUAGAAGACCAGGUGACUUCAGUCUUCGAGGCUGAAGAGUUGAGGAGCUGGAACCUCCUCACUAGGACUAAUAGACAAUACGAGUUCUUAACAUGGAGAUUAACAAUAAUAUGGGCGAUGGGUUUCGUAGUCCGAUACAUGUUUCUAUUACCUCUCAGGAUAAUGAUAUUUGUUAUUGGGGUCCUGGUAAUGGUGCUAUCAACAUGGAUAGUGAGCAUGAUACCAUUCGCACGUCUACGCAACAAACUCGGCCGUAUUUCAUACAAAACCAGCAUCAGAGUGCUGAUCCGAGGCCUUUCGGUCCACGCGAGGUUCCACAACCAGCAGUUCAAGCCUAAAGCCAACGGCUUCUGCGUAGCUAACCAUACCAGUCCCAUAGAUGUCGGUGUUCUCAGCAUUAAGACAUGUUUCUCUUUGAUCGGUCAAAGACACAAUGGUUUUCUAGGAAUCCUACAGAGGGCGCUGGCUAGGGCUUCGCCCCAUAUAUGGUUUGAGAGAUCAGAAGUUAAAGACAGGCAUGCGGUCGCUAGGAGGUUAAAAGAACACAUAUCGGUGGCCGACAACCCACCGAUCCUUAUCUUCCCUGAAGGCACCUGUAUCAAUAAUACUUCAGUCAUGCAGUUCAAAAAGGGCAGUUUUGAAGUCGGUGGCACUAUAUACCCUGUCGCUAUCAAAUACGACCCCCGUUUCGGCGACGCCUUCUGGAACAGCUCCCGCUACGGCAUGCUGCACUAUCUCCUCAACAUGAUGACGUCAUGGGCCAUCGUCUGCGACGUGUGGUACCUGCCCGCCAUGACUCGCGCCGCCGACGAGAGCGCCGUGGACUUCGCUAACAGGGUCAAAGCUGUUAUCGCGAGGCGAGGGGGCCUCGUGGACCUUAUGUGGGACGGACAAUUAAAACGAAUGAAACCCAAAAAGGAAUGGCGUGAGUUACAACAAGAGGAAAUCAGUAAAAGACUAAAAGGCGAAUAGUUUAUAUACAUAAAUAAAUUCAGUGAUUUUGGACUCUAUUACCGCCCCGGGCGGAGUCGCGCGACGAGCGUAGUCGAGGGUGCAUACCGAAUUUGAUAUUGUGAACUUUCAAUAUUUCAAAGUUAAAAGGUUUUUAGUUUAAAUAGAAAAAAUAUGAAAAUUAACGAUAAGAGCUCUGCUUCAUUGAGACGCCAUGGCGACUCAGGCCUGGCUACUUUUGGCAUCCAAUGGUCGCCCAGUCGAGUGGCCAUGAAAUGAAAUCGUUUAUUUGCAAGUUGGACAUUACAUCACUUUUGCACGUCAUUUUAAGAACGCUGAGGUCGGCAUUUCCUAAUUGACUGAUCCCUGAGAAGAAACGCCGAAACAAACUCAAGGGUCAUAGUCUCUUUUAAAGUCCAAACAUGUUAUAAAUUAUAUGUGAGUGUCACCAUGUACGCGGCGUGGCGUCUCGACAAUCAAUUGUUUAAGUCGUCGCUAAAGAAAUCGCACGCUGACUGGCGACUACACUGGCGACUUACCGUGUACAUUAUAGUGGCAACCGUGACAUCGUCGCCAAGCUGCCAGAGUAUCCAGAAGCCACGUAGAGAACUGUAGCUCGUGGCCACGCUUCCAAUUUGGUGACGUUGCCAAACAGUCGCCAAGUGAGUUCGGUUCCAUACAUUUUAAUGCUUGGAUACGUAGCCGAUGACGUCGCCAUUGGCGUCCUAAUGAGGCUCUAAGCUCGGUUUCACUGGAUACUGAUAGUGUCAGUUAGUUAUCUGAUAGAUAAUGGUAUCUGCCAGAUAAGGCUGCUUAUUUCUGCCAGAUAUUGCUAACCGAGCUGUGAAAGGAAAAGUUUUAUUUUAUCUGUCAGAUAAGUGCCUGAUAGGCUAUCAGAGACUUUAUCAGUGACCGGUGAAACUGGCCAUAACACUUUUAUGUGAAAAUAAACCCCGGUAUUGAAAAUCAAGGAUAUGUGAUAGAAUUGUGAACUUUUUCUAAGCUGGUUAUUUAUUACAACUUAUGAAAUGAAUAGUAGUUUUUUUAUUAAUUUUAUACUUAAAUGUGGGUUUAUAUAGAUUUUCAAUAAAAAUUACAGUCAAGUGAGAAGGGUUCCGUACCUAUAAAAUCUAAAAAAUCAUGUAUGUUAUAUGCGAGGCCCCAAAAUAUUUACUAUAUUCUAGUUUUCAGUAUUUGUUGUUAUAGCGGCAACAGAAAUACAUCAUCUGUGAAAAUUUCAACUCUCUAACUAUCACGGUUCAUGAGAUAAAGCCUGUUGACAGACGGACAGCGAAGUCUUAGUAAUGGGGUCCUAAUUUUUUGGUAUCGGGUUGCCCGGGGUAACUGGGUUAAGGAGGUCAGAUAGACAGUCGCUCCCUGUGGCACACUGGUACUCAGCUGCAUUCGGUUAGACUGGAAGCCGACCCCAACAUAGUUGGGAAAAGGCUCUGUACGGAACCUUAAAAUCAGCAUUUUUGAUUGAUCAAAAAUAUUCUUGUUACUGAAUUUUUUAUUUGCAAAAUAUCUUGAUUUUUUAAUAGGCUAGUUUUUUUAAAUCAGACUUGCCUAACUCUUAGAGUAGUCGCUUACAGCCAUAAGACCGUUUUUAUAGAAAAUUUGCAUUUUUUUAUUUAUUUUUUACUAUUAUAGGAAUAGGACAACUUGAUAUUUUGCAAGUAAAAAAUUCAGAACGAAGAUUUUUCGAGUAGAAAUAGACGAUUUUUGUACAAACGCCACGGGGUCAACUUACCCAAAUCUGUCAAAUGUUACCAAUCGAACAUUAGCCUUCCACUAUUGUGAUAAGAUUGAAGCCAGUAAGUCUGACGCCAGUCUAACCAAGGGGUAUCGGGUUGCCCGGGUAACUGGGUUGAGGAGGUCAGAUAGGCAGUCGCUCCUUGUGGCACACUGGUACUCUGCUACAUCUGGUUAGACUGGAAGCCGACCCCAACAUAGUUGGGAAAAGGCUCGGGAGAUGAUAUUGUGAUAAGGUAGAUAAUCUAUUGAAGACAUUUGACAGAUUUAGGUAGACUACUGUUUUGUAUUUAUUAAAUUAUAGUAUAGUAUAGUGCUUUUUUUAUAUUAUUUAAAAUUGUUGAUGAUCAAUAGGCUUAAAAUUCUUUUUUUUUUGUUAAUAUUUGCUGCUAAACUAUGACACAAAUGUCAGACAUUUUUUUACUGUUUUUUUUUUUAAUUACAAAAGCAAGUCUAUUUGAGUAGAAACUUAACUAAAAGUAAACAAUCUUAAUACCUACUUAGGAUUUUUUACACAAAUACAUAUUAAACAAACAAGCUACUGCUAAAAAUAAUGAGUCAAGUUACUGUCAUUAUUGUUUUUACAUAGAUUUUUUGCCGCAUUUUAUAUCCCGUGUGUCAUACCUAAUCACAUUAAAUUAAAUACGUUAAUAUACUGGCUAAUAAAUGUCGAUUAGCACAAAGAAAAAAACAAAGUAAAUAGAAUAAAAAUGUGCGAGAAUUAGAACACCAUAAGAAUCAGUCAUUACAUUACAAACAACUGAAAUUCUCCCUUGAAAACUGACAGCUGUCAACUGAUCAAAGCAUUCGAGACUCCUAACUUUAUCUCUGCUUUACACAUGAUGUUGUAAAAUAUGAAAACGAAAAAUGGCUCCUGUGGCCAAACCACUGAGUGGAUUAGGUUAUUUUUUUUACAAUUCGCCAUAGAAUAUCAUAAAGUAUAUGCGAUAGGAUUUAAUGUAAUUAGGUACGACACACCCGAUAUAAAUAAGUUUUUACAUACAUUUUAUGAAGAUUAUUUAUUUUUAGUUAAGUACUCAAAUGGAGUAUAGAAUUACUAUGAGUGAAUGAAAUAUUGUUAAACAUAAGAAGAUAGACUGAUUAUCUAGCAUUUUUAUCAAAAACAUGCUUUCGCCAGCGGUUUCACCCGCGUCCCGUGGUAACUAUUCUGCGCACCUGGAUAAAAAAUAGCUGGUGGCCCACAAUAAAUGGGCGAUAUGAGACGAAAUAUUUUUAUAGUAGUUUCCGACAUUAGCGCUUUCAAAUAAACAAACUCUUCAGUUUUAUGAUAUUAGUAUACAUAUAACCCUAUUUCAAGUUUAUCUAUACUAAUUUAAUAAAGAGGAAACAUUUUUUAGUUUGUAGCCUAAAGACUCCGAAACUAAUGAACCGAUUUGAAAAAUCCUUCCACUGUUGGAAAGCUACACUCUUCCCGAGUAACAUAGGCUAUAUUUUAUCCCGGUACGGGCAGUAGUUCCCACGGGACGCGGGUGAAACUAGCAUAAAAGCUAAAUAAAAUAUGGGUGAAGUCGCUGGGAACAGUUAGUAUUAUAAAAUUCCAAAGGAAAUAUUGUAGUGAUAUUUAGUUUGAAAUAUCAAAUUCGGUAUGAUUUUACAAAGGACGAGUGGAGAAAGAAAUGUGUAAGCAAUAUAUUUUUUGAUUGCUCAAAUGUUGAACGAGGUGUAAUCGCUAAUACGAAAAUAAAUGUUGUAAUAUAUUC
Molecule: messenger RNA, 4964 nt
Organism: Helicoverpa armigera (cotton bollworm)
Lineage: Eukaryota; Metazoa; Arthropoda; Insecta; Lepidoptera; Noctuidae
Gene: Gpat4
Product: glycerol-3-phosphate acyltransferase 4
Exons: 11
Coding region: 43-1512 (489 amino acids)
Biological process (GO): triglyceride biosynthetic process
Cellular component (GO): endoplasmic reticulum
Molecular function (GO): glycerol-3-phosphate O-acyltransferase activity
Source: RefSeq, a predicted model, not a curated record